UCACAACUGCUGCCAUUUCCUUGAGCUCUCCCUCUCCCAUUUCCAGCUGCUGGAGCAUGCCCUGGCCGGCGGUUGCGACAAUUGUGUUCAGUUUGUGCUUCGUGCUCACCUCCCUCCUCUCACCGCGCUUUUGCUCGCUCAGACGCUCUCUAUCAUCGCGGCCGUCCCACAGCCAGCCAUUUCUCAGCUGUCCUGCACCUCACCUGCACCCAUCUGCAAACUGCCAGACCUACCGAUUGCUCCACUUCCCCUGCAACGGGCGCACUUGUCCAGGACCUGGCAACUCUCCGUGCCCGCACUUCUCCGCCGAGAGCGACAAGUCAGCCCGACGCUCCCAUCUUUCCAUCGUCGUCGCCCCUCUCCGAGCCUCUCUGGACUCGUCCGUUCUUGUCUAAGUAAUCCUUCUCUCCACCGACCGACUGUCGCCUGUCGCCGGUGCCAUCCUCGGCAUUGACACUGUGCCCUUGGUCUGCCGGCACGAACCAUCGAUUCUCACGUCCAACAAAUAAUUCCCAACGCUCGACGACCCUUUCACGGCGGUCUACGAAUAUAUACUCACGAACGAACAAGGGGCCGGCCUUUGCCUUUGUUGACCCCUCCACACUCCCGCCUCGGCCGCUGCAAGAAAACACGAUCGGACAGAUACUCCUUUUUUCUUCUUUCUUUUUUGAUUUGUUUUUUGGAUUGUGACAAGUGAUCCUGUUUAUGCGAUACUCGGGUGCUGUUGGCUGCCAUCCCACCGCUCUGCCUUGAUCGUACUUGAUGCUUGAUUCUCCAUCACCUCGGGCCACCACCGAGAGAACGCAACAAAACAAGAGAAACCAUAUAUAACAUAGCCAUGGAUGACUAUCUGGAUAGCCCCAUGGAGACGGAGGAUGUCUUCCCCUGCAAAGGGUGCGGAGAGAUCCUCGAGGAGGGCAAAGCCUUUGAAUUGGGUAUGAUGUUCCAACUCUAUAAAGGGGCUCGGAUGGUGCUGACAUUUUGCGCUACAGCUGGAAACCGAUGGCAUCUUGACUGCUUUCGUUGCAACACAUGUAACACGCUACUCGACUCGGAUGCGAACCUGCUCCUGCUUGGAGAUGGUUCCCUCAUCUGCAACAACUGCACCUACAGCUGCAGCGCUUGCAAUAAUAAGAUUGAAGACCUUGCCAUCCUAACCGGAGACCAGGCUUUUUGUGCAAGCUGCUUCCGCUGCAGGAACUGCAAGAGGAAGAUCGAGAACCUGCGAUAUGCCCGCACAUCACACGGCAUCUUUUGCAUGAACUGCCACGAGUCCCUCAUGGCAAGACGACGCAAGAAAUCAAAAGCAGCAGCUCAAGCAAAGCAACGAGAAAAGGAUGCGUCGCCCAUGAUCACAGACAAGUCCCUGCCCGCCUUGCCGCCAAACGCCGUCCCUCCUAUAGCGUUCUCGGGCGAUAGGGCAACCCCCGACUCCGACACGCCUACCGAGCUGUCGCCGCGUCCUCGUAAUGCAUAUGGUGGCAUCAACGAGUCGUCUUCGCGCAGCGUUUCGAGGAACGAGCUUUCUCCCGAACGAACCCAAGACUCUUCGAAAGAGCCAUCGCUUGCGCCACCUCAGCAAAACUAUCGGAACAACCGAAACUCAACCAUUCUUUCUGGCGAUAUGAACAUUGGAGAUGGCGAAGGAUUCUUCAUCCCGGUAGCGCUGGAUCCCAGCCCUGCCCCUUCACUGACGCCACAGUCCAUGUCCGAUACUUUUACCGACUCGAGCAGGAGGAAACAGGAGAGAGAUUACUUCAGUGCACCGAAGCCAAGUCCAUCCCAGGACAAGAGAUCGGAAUCCGCAGCAUCCACGCCCCAUAUCGCUUUCCAAGAAAAGGGCAGACAACCGUCGUCCGACUAUGAAGUACCACAGUACGAAAGACCAGCGAGGAAGCUUUCGAAGCGGAACGGCAAACCCCAGACAUCGCCAGGAAUUGGCGAGGAAAGGAGGCCUUCGAAUGGGAGGACACCCACAAACGAUGAGUUCAAACUGCAGGACGCCCCCAAGAGCAAAAAGCUUGUCAACUCCAGGAGUAAUUCUUUGUCGGGUGGUUCUAUCGACGCUUCAGCUCCCACAAGACCACCGCCAGCACCGUCCAGAAAAAGGGAACCGCUUUCAAACACUGCGAACAACAACUCGCCGUCUCCUUCGAAUUUGACUGAAAGAGUUACGCCUCCCCGAGCUUCUCAGGACUCCCGGUUGAGGGACGAAGAUGCUAUCCGGCCAUCGAUAGAUUCACUGUCCAACAGGUCGGAUCUUUCUGGGCCCAAGCCGGUAGCGCGCAAAGAAGUAUCACAGCCACCGCCUCGGAAUGGCGAGCUACAAGUUCGUCCAGCGGCUCCCGAACAAAAACUAAGCGACACCUACAUGCAACCACGGGCAGCUCCACCACCGCCGCCGUCGCAGGCUGGGCAACGAACACCUAGGGGAUCUGUGAGCUCAGUGAAUGAGGAAGGGAAGGUAUCACCCAAGUUGCCGCGGUGGAGUGCUGGUGGCGACUUCAGCAUGGAUGAGGACAUGGCUAGAAUCCUUGGUACCGACGAGGGCUCUUCAUCUAUACUGCGCCGUGUGUCCAAUGCCGUUCGUCACGGGCGACAUAAUAGUGCCGAAACCGCUACACACCAGGCGAGGGUCGGUCACAGCAGGAGCGUCAGCGAGACGACUCGAGGCACCACUUCGCCCCGUUGGCCUAGAACGCCAAUUGCUGAAGACCCAACGAACGGUGGCCAUGUUCCCGACAUCAGCAGCCCGAUCUCGCUCUCCGGAGCUGCCCAUGAUGAUCCAAUGUUCCUGAAGCGGCAGCUCAGAAACUCGGAGCAGCGCGUUGCAGAGCUCGAGCGACAGUUCAACACCGAGAAGGAUCUCAAGAACUUAAACAAGAAACUUGUGGAAAAGAGAAAGACUGUGUCUGUUCUUGAUACCCAGACAGAGAUUAUGAUCCGGCAGCUUGAGGUUUUGGCCGGUUAUGUGGAGCGGGCAAAGAAGACGAGCGAACCCCUGGAUCCCCGGGAGCUGGAGGAGUCUGCCAUCAAAGACUUUGUGCAAAAGCUGGAGAAGGUCAAGCAAAACAUGACGGCAGCGAUCGAGCAACUCCACGCUGAGCGGGAUGACCUGCUCGAGGAAAGGAAUCAAGCCAUUGCCGACCGCGACCGCGCCCUUCUCGAGUUUGAGCAACUUUCGUCCAAGAAUGCGCAGUUGGCUGAUCUGAACAACGAUCUUACACACCAAAUCCAAGAGAGGUUCAAGCAGCAGAUCAAUAAUGGUGAUCUCAAGAUGCCUCCAAAUGGUCUUGGCAUCUACAGCCAUUCCAAGGGCUCGUCCUCGGUCAACUUGGAUACCGCCAGCAUGCAGACUGGAACCACCCUCAUGGGCACUGAUGUUGAGGAGCCCAUCCUUGAGGGCCCAACAGUGGUGAAUAUUCGCAAGGGUCAAGUCAAAAAGUUCAAUUGGAAAAAGGGGUCAAGCAAGGUUGCGCACAACAUCACGAAGGGCAUCAACCGUGCGGCAGGUGCCUUCCAGGCACAAGAAGGCAAUCCUCGCAUUGGCGCCCCUCAGACGCUGAACAGCGACAGCAUUGGCAUCCCGUACAACAUGACGGUCGCUCAGGUCGAGUCACCAGUCACCACGAUCCCGCCUCCACCGCCACCUAUGGGCGUGAACAGAGUCAACACCGACCAGCGUCAAGGUUUUGGCUUCUUUGGCAAGAAGCAGCAACAGCAGGCGAUGACCAAGUCCCAGUCCAUGAACAAUGUCCCAGCACCGGCAGCAGCCGAAGCACCAAGCACGUUGUUCGGAUCGGAACUGGUCGAGAGGGCGGAUUAUGAACGCCGUCAGAUACCCAACGUCGUCACGCGCUGCAUUGAGGAGGUGGAGCUGCGGGGCAUGGACAUUGAGGGUAUCUACCGGAAAACGGGUGGCAACUCGCAGGUCAAGAUGAUACAGGAAGGGUUUGACAAGAAUGGGGACUUUGACAUAUCGGAUCCCGACUUGGACAUUACGGCUGUGACGAGCGUGCUGAAGCAGUAUUUCCGGAAGUUGCCGACGCCGCUGUUGACGUUUGAUGUUUAUGAGAGGAUUUUGGAGAGCAACACAAUCCAAGACGAGAGCGAGAGGUGCGCGCACAUGAGGAGGACGAUUAAUACGCUGCCGCCAAAGCAUCGAGACUGUCUGGAGUUUUUGAUGUUUCAUCUUGCUAGGGUGGCCAGUAGGGAGAGGGAGAAUUUGAUGUCCCCCAAGAACUUGGCCGUGGUGUUUGCGCCGACGAUUAUGAGGGAUCACAGUCUGGAGAAGGAGAUGACGGACAUGCAUGUCAAGAAUUUGGCGGUGCAGUUUUUGAUUGAGAAUAGUCAUGUUAUUUUUGGAGAGGCUUGAGUGGGUGGGUGGUGAGAGGGGAAAAGGGAGAGGUGGUGGUGGGUUUGUUCUUAUUUAGCGACAAGGGAAGGAAGGGUGUUUGAAGUAGUGUUGUUGUUGCUAUUGAUUUUUAUUUUUUUUACUUGAUCCUACAGAGCCCCCCAGAAAAGGGGGGAGGACUGUUAUGAGGAGUUUGUAUAUAAGCCGGCCCCUGCUUUGAGUCUGAGGGAAAGAUGG
Messenger RNA from Podospora pseudopauciseta, 4591 nucleotides. It is a transcript of the gene RGA2, whose product is annotated as Rho-type gtpase-activating protein. Gene Ontology annotation, biological process: regulation of GTPase activity; signal transduction. Bases 839 to 4375 code for a protein of 1178 amino acids. Gene Ontology annotation, cellular component: cytoplasm. The record is from RefSeq and is a predicted model, not a curated record. The transcript is spliced from 4 exons. NCBI's taxonomy places the organism in Eukaryota, Fungi, Ascomycota, Sordariomycetes, Sordariales, Podosporaceae.